ACGCCUCCUGGAAACAUAGCUCGUUUGUGUUUUUUUCCUGCCAAUUUUCCUUUCUUCGGACGCUUGAGGCCAGUCGUCAUCGCUAGCUCAUGCCGUAUGGACGCAAUGUGCCAGUGACUGUGACCUAUAAUACCAAAUAAAUAACUUCCAAAAUUCCACAAAUUUAUUUCAAGAAAAUUGUGAAUUAAUUCACAUGACAGAAUUGAAUUACUGAGAACCGCCUGAAUACGCUCUGAAAAAUGAAGGAAGAAUUCAAAAUAAGUACGGAAUUAGAACCCAGUGAGAGAACGGCACUGAGACAAAAAUUGGAAUCGAUUGACGAUAUCUUGCCUCACGUCGGAGACUUCGGGAAAUAUCAGUGGUAUUUACUCCUCGCGAUAUUUCCGUAUAGUCUGUCCUAUGCUAAUCUCUACUUCUCGACAUUCUUCUUCACUCUGGUACCCCAGGAGCACUGGUGCCGUGUCGCUGAACUGCAGGAUCUCAACUUGACAAUGGACGAACGCGUGAGAGCAUCAAUUCCAUCAUCAGAUAAAUACCCUUACUACGACAAAUGCAAUCGCAAGGAUUUGAACUUUAGUGAUCUUCUGAAAGUAAAAAAAUUCAAUAUCGAAGCGUGGCAGACAAAUAAAACAGUACCCUGCGAUCACUGGGAGUACAACAAGUCUGUGGUACCUUACGACAGUAUUAGCAGCGAGCUAGAUUGGGUAUGCGACAAGGAGUACAUGAUAUCUACCACCCAGGCGAUCUUUUUCCUCGGAUCGAUACUAGGCGGUUUUUUGUUUGGAUGGCUCGCCGAUCAUCGAGGUCGAGUACCAGCUCUUGUUCUGUGCAAUAUCAUCAGCCUUAUAGGGACCAUCGCCACAGCUUGGGCUGACAGUUUCGCCACAUUUGCUCUCUGCCGAUUCAUCACAGGAUUCGCUUACGAUAAUUGCAUCAACAUUCCACUAAUUUUAAUCGUUGAGUACAUGGGAGUCCAUCGUCGCACUCUAGUAUUCAACAUAGCCUUUGGUAUCCACUUUGCACUCGGCAGUACACUUUUGCCGUGGUUCGCUUACUACAUCGCCAAUUGGAGACACUUGGCGUACGUCGUUGCUAUUCCCAUGGCAAUCGGUCUACUCACACCCUGGAUUUUACCCGAAAGUGCACGAUGGUAUGCAUCUCAUGGUAAAUGGGACAAAGUGGUGGAAAACCUCAAGAAAAUAGCGAAAGCAAAUGGGAAAACUCCAGAUCCUCGAAUCUACGAGACUUACGUGCGAAAUGCAAGUAAUGCGAGUAAACGAAGUGAAUCAGCAACAAUGCUUGACCUCUUCAAGACUCCACGUCUCGCCAGGAUGACAAUACUGAUAACUGCCUUUUGGUAA
Messenger RNA from Diachasma alloeum, 1361 nucleotides. RefSeq names its product carcinine transporter. The transcript has 7 exons. Gene Ontology annotation, cellular component: membrane. Bases 240 to 1361 code for a protein of 373 amino acids. Gene Ontology annotation, molecular function: transmembrane transporter activity. Lineage: Eukaryota; Metazoa; Arthropoda; Insecta; Hymenoptera; Braconidae. The record is from RefSeq and is a predicted model, not a curated record. Gene Ontology annotation, biological process: transmembrane transport.